GGCCCGCCGCCGGCCCCGGGAGGAUGGUGUCCCAGCUCAGCGCCCUGCAACGGGAAUUGCUGGGAGCCCUGCUCAGCUCCGGAGCCACCAAAGAAGGGCUGAUCCGCGCCCUGGAGGACAUGGUGCCGGCCGGAGGGUUCGGGGUGAAGCUGGAGAGCCUGCCGCUCUCCCCCGGCGGGCCCCCCGACGGCAAGGCCGCCUUCCCGCCGUUGGCCAACGGGCAUGGCAAGGGCAAGCUCUCGGGCGACGAGGGCUCGGAGGACGGCGACGACUUCGACACGCCGCAGAUCCUCCGAGAGCUGCAGGCGCUCAACACGGAGGAGGCCGUGGAGCAGCGGGCAGAGGUGGACAGGAUGAUCAGUGAGGACCCGUGGCGGGCGGCGAAGAUGAUCAAGGGGUACAUGCAGCAGCACAACAUCCCCCAGCGGGAGGUGGUGGAUGUCACCGGCCUCAACCAGUCUCACCUUUCCCAGCACCUCAACAAGGGCACCCCCAUGAAGACGCAGAAGCGAGCCGCCCUCUACACGUGGUACGUCCGCAAGCAGCGGGAGAUCCUCCGCCAGUUCAACCAGACAGUCCAGGGUUGUGGAAAUAUGACAGACAAAAGCAGUCAGGAUCAGCUGCUGUUUCUCUUUCCAGAGUUCAAUCAGCAGAACCAAGGGGCUGCCCAGCUCGACGACGCCUGCUCCGAAACCCCCAGCAAGAAGAUGCGUCGCAAUCGGUUCAAGUGGGGGCCGGCCUCCCAGCAAAUCUUGUACCAAGCCUACGACCGCCAAAAGAACCCCAGCAAGGAGGAGCGUGAGGCUCUGGUGGAGGAAUGCAACAGGGCCGAGUGUCUGCAGCGAGGGGUAUCUCCCUCCAAGGCACACGGGCUCGGCUCCAACCUGGUGACAGAGGUCCGUGUCUACAACUGGUUCGCCAACCGGCGGAAGGAGGAGGCUUUCCGCCAGAAAUUGGCCAUGGAUGCCUACAGCUCAGGCCAGCCCCCUCACAGCAUGAACCUGCUGCUGUCCCACGGCUCCCCCCACCACAACCAGCCCAGCACAUCACCUCCCACCAAAAUGCCAGGGGUCCGGUACAACCAAGGGACGAGCAGCGAGGCAGCAUCCUCCGGGGCCAUCAGCCACCACGGCAGUGGUGCCAUGGUCACCACCAGCCAGGCAGUCCUGCAGCAGGUCUCCCCGGCCGGCUUGGACCCAGGCCACGGCCUGCUCUCGCCCGACGGUAAAAUGAUCUCAGUGUCAGGGGGCGGGCUGCCCCCAGUCAGCACCCUGACCAACAUCCACAGCUUGUCCCACCACAACCCGCAGCAGUCCCAGAACCUCAUCAUGACGCCGCUCUCAGGAGUCAUGGCCAUCGCACAGAGCCUCAACACCUCGCAGGCGCAGAGUGUACCAGUUAUCAACAGUGUUGCUGGCAGCCUGGCAGCUCUACAGCCCGUCCAGUUCUCCCAGCAGCUCCACAGCCCACACCAGCAGCCACUGAUGCAGCAGUCGCCCAGCCAUAUGACACAGCAGCCUUUUAUGGCCACCGUGACUCAGCUGCAGAACUCGCACAUGUAUGCACACAAACAGGAGCCUCCCCAGUAUUCCCACACCUCCCGCUUCCCCUCGGCGAUGGUGGUGACAGACACCAGCAGCAUCAGCACGCUGACCAACAUGUCUUCCAGCAAGCAGUGUCCCCUGCAAGCCUGGUGAUGCUCCACACCUCACUGCUUUUGCACAUAGCAACGGGAUCUUAUUUUCCACAACAUCCCACUGGCGACCCGCAUUCCGAGCCCGGGGAACUGCCGGAGCGAAGCCCAGCGCCGCCACGAGGAGCCCGUCAACCCGAAACGGAGACAGAGGCUCGAGGCUCCCCCACUGGAGACCAGCCCGGAUUCAUGGCACCCACCUGGGACCCUGCCUCUCCUUCCCUCCACGCAGUAUUUCCAAGACAAGUCUUGGGGAUUUUAUUUUGGUUUGGUUUUUUUUUUUUUCCUGAAGUAUUUGCCUUCCAAGAGGCUGCCGGUUCUCCCGAGGAACAAGCUGUACUGGGAACUGGCAGAAGGGGAAGAUGGAUAAUAUUUAAGUUAUACUCCUCCACCCAACGGACUGAGAGGGACUUGGGUCUGUUACUUGGAGUCUGGAAGGAGGAAUUGCAUGUGCUGUUGAACUGAGCCAAUUCAACUGUAAAUAUAGGUACAGUCUGCUCUAUCCUCACCCUUCCCUGCUCCUAUACAUAGAGAUUUAUAUAAAAGAAGUAAAUUUUUUCCAAUGGUUGUAAACUACUGUAAUUAAGUGCAAUUCCCCAUCUGUAUAUAUUGUGCCCAAAUCUCUCCUCU
Apus apus (common swift) is the source of this 2323-nucleotide messenger RNA. RefSeq names its product HNF1 homeobox B (gene HNF1B). Gene Ontology annotation, cellular component: nucleus. Gene Ontology annotation, molecular function: RNA polymerase II cis-regulatory region sequence-specific DNA binding; DNA-binding transcription factor activity, RNA polymerase II-specific. Gene Ontology annotation, biological process: regulation of transcription by RNA polymerase II; liver development; positive regulation of DNA-templated transcription. The record is from RefSeq and is a predicted model, not a curated record. NCBI's taxonomy places the organism in Eukaryota, Metazoa, Chordata, Aves, Apodiformes, Apodidae. The transcript is spliced from 9 exons. The coding region runs from base 24 to 1697 and encodes 557 amino acids.